Balearica regulorum gibbericeps (East African grey crowned-crane) is the source of this 1854-nucleotide messenger RNA. Lineage: Eukaryota; Metazoa; Chordata; Aves; Gruiformes; Gruidae. The record is from RefSeq and is a predicted model, not a curated record.
GAUCAGUUUGAUAACUUGGACAAGCAUACACAGUGGGGCAUUGACUUCUUGGAGAAAUAUGCAAAAUUUGUAAAAGAAAGGAUAGAAAUUGAGCAAAACUAUGCAAAACAACUAAGGAAUCUGGUUAAGAAGUACUGUCCUAAACGUUCACCCAAAGAUGAGGAACCCAGGUUUACUUCGUGUAUUGCCUUUUUUAACAUCCUUAAUGAGCUGAAUGACUAUGCAGGACAACGAGAAGUAGUUGCAGAAGAAAUGGGACACAGAGUGUACGGAGAAUUGAUGAGAUAUUCUCAUGAUCUAAAAACUGAGAGAAAAAUGCAUCUUCAGGAAGGGCGAAAGGCUCAACAGUAUCUGGACAUGUGCUGGAAACAGAUGGAUAAUAGCAAAAAGAAAUUUGAGAGAGAAUGCAGAGAAGCAGAGAAGGCACAGCAAAGCUACGAAAGACUGGACAAUGACACUAAUGCGACAAAGGCUGAUGUUGAGAAGGCUAAGCAACAGUUAAACCUGCGCACACAUAUGGCUGAUGAAAACAAAAAUGAAUAUGCUGCACAACUACAGACUUUUAAUGGGGAACAGCACAAACACUACUACAUUGUCAUUCCUCAAAUUUACAAGCAACUUCAAGAAAUGGAUGAAAGAAGGACUGUCAAACUUAGUGAAUGUUACAAAGGCUUUGCUGACUCUGAGCGCAAGGUUAUUCCGAUUAUCUCUAAAUGUUUAGAAGGGAUGAUCCUUGCAGCAAAAUCAGUUGAUGAACAUAGAGACUCUCAACUAGUGAUAGACUGCUUCAAAUCCGGUUUUGAACCUCCUGGAGAUUUUCCAUUUGAAGAUUACAGUCAGAAUAUUUACAGAACUAUCUCUGAUGGAACCAUCAGUACACCAAAGCAGGAAGGAAUGAGAAUCGAUUCAAAAACUACAGUGGGCAAGGCUAAAGGAAAGCUGUGGCUAUUUGGAAAGAAGCCAAAGGGCCCUGCACUAGAAGACUUCAGCCAUCUCCCUCCAGAACAAAGACGCAAGAAACUGCAACAGAGAAUCGAUGAACUUAACAGAGAACUACAGAAGGAAACAGACCAGAAAGAUGCCCUCAUCAAGAUGAAGGAUGUUUAUGAAAAAAAUCCCCAGAUGGGUGAUCCAGGCAGUUUGCAACCAAAAUUAACUGAAACUAUGAGCAACAUGGACCGUCUUCGGAUGGAAAUACACAAGAACGAGGCCUGGCUCUCUGAAGUUGAAGGUAAAGUAGCGGCCAGAAGCGACAGGCGGCACAGCAGUGAUAUCAACCACCUUGUAACACAAGGCAGAGAGAGCCCUGAAGGGAGUUACACAGAUGAUGCAAAUCAGGAAGUUCGAGGCCCAGCACAGCAACAUGCACAUUCAAAUGAGUUUGAUGAUGAGUUUGAAGAUGAUGAUCCGUUACCAGCUAUAGGACAUUGCAAGGCAAUAUAUCCAUUUGAUGGUCAUAAUGAAGGCACUCUAGCAAUGAAAGAAGGGGAAAUUUUGUACAUUAUUGAGGAGGACAAAGGAGAUGGGUGGACAAGAGCUCGAAGACAUAAUGGAGAGGAAGGCUAUGUGCCAACAUCAUAUAUAGAUGUAACGCUAGAGAAAAACAGCAAAGGUUCCUGAAGCGGGUUUCUGAGAAAAUGGGCGAGAUCUUGAAGGAGGUUACAUGCAGCUGCUGGGGGGGGUGGGGGGUGGGGGUGCUAGACUGGGAGGCCCAAGGGGAAAAGCUAGUUGCAUGAAUGCAUGCAGACAUACAUUUAGUCACUAACAUCUUAGCAUCUCCAUACAUAGGUAAGGAUAUAUUUACAAAUUCUUCAAUUUGUGCGGGAAAACAGAGUUCCAUUACCAGAGUGAAAA